AGCGUACUGUUUCUUUAAACUGUACACGUCACUUCCGCUUUGCAAGCAAGGGCGGCCAGCAAACUUACUUUCGUCUCGGUGAAGCGAGGAAGGGCAAAGCUGCCAAAAAAUUACUUUACCAAAGUAGUGCAGAAAAGGACUGACUGCUGCGUUUCUGAGGAUUUCACACACUUUAUGAACGAAAGUUGGAGCCGAAAUGGCCGAAAUGUACGACUGGAGACAGUCCACUGUGCAGCAAGGCUCGCCGUACAUCGAGAUCAUCGAGCAGCCCAAGGCGAGAGGGAUGCGCUUCCGUUAUAAAUGCGAGGGCAGAUCAGCUGGCAGCAUACCCGGCGAAAAAAGCAACGAUUCCACCAAAACACACCCAGCCAUCAAGGUGCAUAACUACAGCGGCCCAAUCAGAGUGAAGAUCUCCUUGGUUACCAAGAACCCGCCGUACAAGCCGCACCCACACGAGCUGGUGGGAAAAGACUGUAAACACGGCUACUACGAAGCUGACCUGCCCGAGAGACGGGUUCACAGUUUCCAGAAUCUCGGUAUUCAGUGUGUGAAGAAGAAGGAUGUGGCCGAAGCCGUUUCCUGUCGCCUGCAGACACAGAACAACCCUUUUAACAUUCCCGAAGCCAAAGUGUGGGAGGAGGAGUACGACCUGAACGCCGUCCGCCUCUGUUUCCAGGCAACCAUCACCCUGGCAACCGGCGAGCUGUACGCUCUGGAGCCUGUCAUCUCUCAGCCCAUCUACGACAACAGAGCUCCGAACACAGCCGAGCUAAAGAUCUGUCGCGUGAACAGGAACUCUGGCAGCUGCCGGGGCGGAGAUGAAAUCUUCCUACUGUGUGACAAAGUGCAAAAAGAGGACAUCGAGGUGCGCUUCUUCCGAGACUCGUGGGAAAGUAAAGGCUCGUUCUCUCAGGCCGACGUCCACAGGCAGGUCGCCAUCGUGUUCCGCACGCCGCCCUACUGCGAUACGAACCUGACGGAGCCGGUGAGAGUGAAGAUGCAGCUCCGCAGGCCGUCAGACCGCGAGGUCAGCGAGCCCAUGGACUUCCAGUAUCUCCCCGCCGACCCAGAUGAGUACAGGCUGAUGGAGAAGAGGAAGCGGACGGAGGGAAUGCUCCAGAACCUCAAACUGAGCAACAUCAUGCCAGAUGCCAACCCUGCGAGGAAUGUCACUACUGCCAGAAGAACACUUCCAGCUCCGAAACCCCUGGCUACUGCCAGUGCUCCACCAGUGGUGAAUCCUGUGCCAUGCAUGGGUCCAGUGAAGCCUCCGUCUUUGUUCAACACUCCCGCUCCAGGCCUUCUGUUCACUCAGACCCAAACCGAGUCGACGCCCUCUAACGGAGACGGAUGGAAGUUUUUCACCAACGUCAAAGUGCAGCCUUCUGCCAUUCCAGCUCCGUCCGUCGCUCAAGACUUCCGCACGGUCAAUCUCUCCGACCUGCACGGCUUCUCCUUUCCUACGUUCCCUCCCUCCGUUCCAGAUCAGUCCAACUCGGGCAGCAGGAGGGACGGAACCGGGGCUAACGGAGCUGGUACCAUGGUGACCCAAGAGGUCCAAAAUACGUACGCCUCUUCCAUCAGCCUGAUGGAUAACGAGAUUCCUGAGUUCCCGAGCUUUUCCGAAGUCCAGACGUCAGACGUGGAGAACAUCAACACUGACGAUUUUCAGGCGCUGCUGGGUCAAAGCGGAGACGGCACUUCGGCUACUUCCGUAUGUCACGCCAACGCGGCAGGAAGCAUGGCCGUCGAUAACGCGCUGGGUUCCAGCGGUGCCGAGCAGGCGGCGAGAAACCUGGGCAACGGAACCUGGAUGAGUUUCCCACAAAGCAUCAUCAACUUUCUGCAGAACGAGCCGAUGCCGGACGAGGGGAUGGCCGGCACAUCAGCCGUACCUGACACCCUCGACGACAUAGACUUCCCCUCCAUAGACGAGGAUCGCCUCAUGUCCAUGUUGAACAGCGGCAACCAAGUCAGCUUCCUGUCCGGGCAUCCCACUUAGAUAUUACACACAGUCGGAUUUGCACCAUCCUUACAUCGAGACUUGGAAGAGCAGCAACUCAAGAAGAAGGAAGAAAGGGACAGAGGACAAAAUGGAGGCCAGACUUUCACAAUGCCUACUGAAGCCAUCUCAUUAUCUCAUUAUCUCUGUCUUUUAUAUUUCUUUUUGCAAUCAAAACGCAUCACACGCAUAGCUAACAGCAUUUUAGUUCAUUUGCCUCGUUGAUGAAAGCAUAGUUUUGUAAAGAGCCUCAGUUCUGAAAGAGAAAGACGUUCCGUAAAGGAUAAGCCACACCCACUCGGCGCGCCGUUUCUUUAUCAUUUCGAACACCAAAAGAUUUAAUCCCAAACUAGACCCAGCCUUCCAAACAGACCUUCGUUUACAUUAAAGCUUUACUCUGUUCAAGUUUUUAGUUACACGAUAUGGGGGGGAAAAAAAAAAAUUUUUAAAUGUUAAAGCUGACGCCAUAAUGACGGAAAAUAAUCCCCGAAGUGGCACUGACAUUACUGCGUUUUCAUAUAUCAUGUAAAGUCACAUGACUAAUCACGUGAUUCAGUGGUUAGUCAGCAAUAGGUGUGAAAAUGUAUGGUGAAUGUUCAUGAUGUGGCUGGGAAUUCGAUUCUCAUUUAAUAAACAACUGUAAUUCAGGUUUGUUCACCUACUUGGUGGACUUUUAAGACAAAUUAUAAUUAAAAAAAAAAAAAAUAUAUAUAUAUAUAAAUAUAUUAAUUUUUAACAUAGCAAUCGGUUAUGAUAAUAUUCCUGAUGUGGAAGGGAAAUCUAUUGACUGUAAUGAAAUGUUGUGUUUUUUAUUAGAAAGAGAGCUUCAGCAAUACAAAAUGACGGUAGUAUAUAAACCGUUACCACAUACCUGCAGCUCAGAAAGCGCUACUCAAAUUUAUUGGCACCCCAGGCAAUUUCCAUCCGAGUCAUCCCAUGACUUAAAGGUUCAAAGUGUAACCUUCAUGAUUGUGAUUUAGUGAUUCAAAGAGAUAUGUUUUAUUGUUUUAGGGCGAAGACCGAUUCUCUUAAGCCACUCCCACUCGGACUUAUGAGACCGAACAGGCGUAGAAAUGGAACUGGAGUCACGUUUACUGUUUAAUAUUUCAUUUUUUUUUUUUUUUUAGACACUAAUCCUUCCGAAGUCCCGUUUCGGCACGGUUUAAAGUAAAGCAAAAACAUGCGACGCUCGACAAGCCCGUGUGUUUGAAAACAAAGGAAAAACGCUGAUCGUUUUAUUACGCGUCGCCCGAUUACGUAAACCUAACGUUUACACGGCGAAUACUUUUCGUGGUGCCGGAUAGUCGCGUGCGAUACAUCUGAAACGGUUUUUUUUUCAGUCGGAGGCGUCGUUUUCUCUGCUGUUUUCGUCCAAAUUUAACGCGCUUCUCGAUUAACAGCGUUUCCUGCAACGCUGCCUUUACAUCGAGACAAAACAAGCACGUCCUUCGUGUUCUUUCUGCAGUCUUUUAAGCAUAAACGUGCGGCCUGAUGACGACGGAGAUAAAAGGCGAACGGUGUAUGUUGAGAAUUGCGAUGCAGGACUAAGCCUGGUGCCAAUAUUUUUGGCCAAAACGGUAAGCGCAUAGUGAAGUGAGGGUGAGAAAGGUGU
Molecule: messenger RNA, 3614 nt
Organism: Ictalurus furcatus (blue catfish)
Lineage: Eukaryota; Metazoa; Chordata; Actinopteri; Siluriformes; Ictaluridae
Gene: rela
Product: v-rel avian reticuloendotheliosis viral oncogene homolog A
Exons: 11
Coding region: 197-2002 (601 amino acids)
Biological process (GO): innate immune response; response to cytokine; canonical NF-kappaB signal transduction
Cellular component (GO): cytoplasm
Molecular function (GO): RNA polymerase II cis-regulatory region sequence-specific DNA binding; DNA-binding transcription factor activity, RNA polymerase II-specific
Source: RefSeq, a predicted model, not a curated record